CUUCUCAGCAAGCUCUCCAUCAUGGUCGAGCCCUUCUUGGGAACUUGGAAACUGGAAUCCAGUGAGAACUUCGAGGAAUACUUGGAACAACUGGGCGUGCCCGGCACCAUCCGGCACCUGGCCGCCCUGGAGAAGCCCAGGAUCUGCAUCAGCGCCCAUGGGGACAGGGUGAGCCUCAGGACAGAGACCUCCUUCAAGAACUUCGAGAUCUCCUUCAAGCUGGGGGAAGAGUUUGACGAAACCACAGCGGACGGCCGGAAAGUGAAGAGCAUCAUAAGUUUAGACGGCGACUCGUUGGUCCAUGUCCAAAAAUGGCUUGGCAAGGAGACAACAGUCAAAAGACAAAUCGUAGACGGGAAAAUGGUGGCGAAACACACCAUGAAUAAUGUUGUCAGCAGGCGAGUCUUCAGAAAGGAAUGA
This is a messenger RNA of Myotis lucifugus (little brown bat), 420 nucleotides long. Its product is annotated as fatty acid-binding protein 9. Gene Ontology annotation, biological process: fatty acid transport. NCBI's taxonomy places the organism in Eukaryota, Metazoa, Chordata, Mammalia, Chiroptera, Vespertilionidae. Bases 22 to 420 code for a protein of 132 amino acids. The record is from RefSeq and is a predicted model, not a curated record. Gene Ontology annotation, cellular component: cytosol; nucleus. The transcript is spliced from 4 exons. Gene Ontology annotation, molecular function: fatty acid binding.